CAUUCCUAUAUAUGUUAGCUGUGCGUGCUCGAGUCACAGUCACAUACCCGGGAUCCCAGGACACAGACAACAUGUCAGCUCUGCAACUUACCAACCAUGACUUUCAUCUGAAAGAGAAUAAAGAAGCUCACAACUGCGGUGCCUACAUAGGCGAUGACCUGGUUGUACGCAGGGGUCAAGAUUUCCGCAUUACACUGACCUUUAGUGGACCUGUAAAUGAGCAAGAUAGACUGCAGUUCACAGUUUCUCUGGUCACUUCAUCAGGAGCAGGUAAAUCCCUCCUGGAGUACAGUUUCUCAGAUUCCUCAAGGGCAUCAGACAACAGUUGGUCAGCACAAAGAAGUGGAAAUGGAUCAGCUACCAUUACUGUGAACAUUCACACGCCGAAUGACGCUCCAAUUGGACGCUAUCUUCUUCACGUGGGGACUAAUGGGGGAACCAAACGCGUUGGAGAGUUUAUGUUGAUCUUUAACUGUUGGGCUCCAGGUGACAGUGUGUAUCUAUCAGAUCCGGCUGAGAGAAACGAAUAUGUUUUAGAAGAGUUUGGCAUUAUUUGUGUUGGGGAAGUCUCGAAUAAAAUCCCAAUCCCCUGGAACUACGGACAGUUUCAGAAGAAUGUUCUGUAUACCACCUUUCUCCUACUGGAUUCAACCUUAAGCUUUAGAAGAAACCAACAGGAGGAUGUAAGGCGACGCAAUGACCCCUCACAUAUCUGCAGGGUCCUGAGUGCCAUAAUCAACAGUAAAGACGAUAAUGGUGUGGUGAUGGGAAACUGGAGUGGAGAUUAUUCUGGUGGCAGAAACCCUAGCUCUUGGAAUGGAAGCCUUGAUAUAUUGAAGGCUUGGAACGAGCAACGACAGCCAGUUAAAUAUGGUCAAUGCUGGGUAUUUGCUGGUGUUCUCUGCACUGUCAGCAGAGCACUUGGGAUUCCCAGUCGAGUGAUCACAAACUACAGUUCUGCCCAUGACACAAAUGGUAACCUGCGUAUUGAGGAAUACUAUGAUGCGAACGGAGAGCCCGUGACAGAAAGUGAUGAUAGUAUAUGGAAUUUCCAUUGCUGGAAUGAGGCCUGGCUUGUCCGGACUGGUCUUGACAAAAGUUUUAAUGGAUGGCAAAUCUAUGAUUCAACUCCUCAAGAGAUGAGUGAUGGCAUUUUCCAACUGGGCCCCACAUCUCAACACGCAGUGAAAGAAGGGGAUGUGAAUACACCAUAUGACACUCGCUUUGUAUAUUCGGAAGUAAAUGCAGAUGUGGUUAAAGUCAUUGUACAAAAAGACGGAAAAAAAACAAUCGGAGAAACAAAUCAUACAAAUGUUGGACUAUUCAUCUGCACCAAGGCUGUGGGGAAUGAUAGUUACAUCAAUAUCACAAGGGAAUACAAAUAUCCUGAAGGUUCAUCAGAAGAGAGGCAAACAUACAAUAAAGCUCUGCGGUUGAUUGGUUUGGGAUCAGGAUUUGUACCAUUCUCUGCAGAUGGAAAUUCUGCAUCUGCCUCACGACGUGAAGCUGAAGUAUCUGGUGAGAUAUCAGUUUCUGGAUUGCCCAAGGUUGGAGAUGACAUUGAAGCAAUCCUGACUCUCAAGAACCUAAGUCCGAAAAACAGAAAUGUCACUGUCAAUAUCAGCGCAGCUGCCAUUGUUUACAACAAGUCUGUGAGACGAAAGCUCUUCAACCAUUCUGUGACUGUGAACCUCAGCCCAAAUGAAGGUAAUGGGCGGGCUGGACCCGCUUGUAUAUCCUGUAUUCCAAGCAAACGGAAAAAAAAGUUUGAGAAAGAAAUCCCUAUAAAGAUUGCCUACUCCCAAUAUGAAAAGGUCUUAACUAUAGAUAAUACGAUUAAUGUGACGGCUGUAUGUAGGGUUGAAGACUGGGGUGAUCUGGUUGUAGAAAAUUACAUUGUCUUGACGAAACCACCACUCAUAACUAAGGCGCUGGGGCCAGCUGUGCUGGGAAAACCAAUGACAGUAGAGGUCACAUUUACUAAUCCGUUAGCUACUCAUGUGAAAAACUGUGUGCUGACAGCUGAGGGCAGUGGGCUAACAAAAGAUGAAGUAAAGAAAAGUUUUGAUGUUGUGGAACCUGACCAGACAAUGAAGAUUACUUUGAACAUCGAACCUUAUGUGUCUGGACAAAAGAAGCUGCUGGUGAACUUCACAUGUGAUAGGUUUAUUGACGUCAAGGGCUUCCUAACCAUUGAUGUGACUGAGAAGUGAUAUUAGAUUUUUCUCAUGUGAAUUCCAGAUAAGGACUUGCAUUUUACAGCACAGUCACAAAAUUGUACGCGUCGAUUUUAAAGAUCUUACUCAUCUGCUCUUUAUCUAUUCUAGAGAAUAUCGUUUAAUAAGUUUUCUUUUAUAAACAUAAAAAAAUCAUUUUUUUUCUUGGAGUGACUGAUACUGUGCACCAUGAGAUCUUUCAUUCUCAAACACCAGGGCUUCUCAAGAUGAAAAAUAAAACAUAAUGGCAUUUUAAUCACGCAAUCCUUGUAGUAGUGCAGUGAAAAGAGAUUCAUUACUACAGGCUUAGAGGUCCUCUUCACCACAUUUUGCUGCCUCCAAACUGUACACUGGAACAUGCCAAAUUUUAUUUUUGAAUUCUAUAUAUGAAAUAUGAUCAAACCAUCCAUUUGCAAGCUAUGAGUGUUAUACGGUAGUGUGCAUGAGUGAUUUCUCACUGCUACCAUCGGGUACUUCUGCGCUCCACACUGUCUUCAACUGCAAGCUGUCCCUGCCUCCUUCCUGCUGUAACUUUAUUAGGGCAUUCAUACUUUCUCCAGGUCUUAAAGGGUCAGUGCACCCACUAGACCGAAACGUUGGCCAGUGGCUUAUUUUUUGGAUGGAUAUAAAAAUAAAAAAAGAUAAAGAAAUAAAACAAGCAACUUAAAAGCAGCUAUAGAGUGCCAUGUUUUUUUUUUUACCUGACUGAGUCAUUUGUCACUUAACAGCGAGUUAGUAGCCUGGUGGUUCCCCUGCAGUGAAGUUCAGAUCCUAGGGUGAGAAUCACUUGGUCACUUAAAUAACAUGCGUUGUAGUAGUAGCUCUAAGUCAAAUUUUCAGGGGCACAUUAUGUCCACACCCUCUGCGUCACAGUAAGCCACUAAUUCCCAAUAAUUCCCAGCUAUUACGAUACCUGUUACACUUUAUCAGUGUGACAUUCGACCUGCACCCUAAACCUAUGUGAGCACCGAAACACUAGCGCAUGUGCAGCCAGGAAAUUUGGCUUUGUGGUGAAUCAAAUUUUCGCUGAAAUUCAGAUCAAAGUCCUUUGAUUCACUCAAAACUACCCACAACAUACAAUAUUAAAUCAAUGAGUCAGAGCAACUCUGGAGGUUUAUUUUCUGUUUUAUGUAGUACUGCAGUCAAGGGUGGAGCAGCCGAGAGGCCAAUGCCCUGCAGCUUCAGGUCUGUGGCAUAGCCAGCCCCGUUAGUAUUCAUCAGUGCAGGGAAUACUAAUAAAGCUGUGUGGCUCUUCCGUUCAGUAGAGGUCGGGGGAGAGGAUCUCACUGCACAGAGAAAUUUACCAAAUAAAUUGAACCCCAAAUCUAGGCAGCAAGUUUACACUGCACUGUUACAUGGUUUGAAUUUUCUGUGCCUAAGAAGCUACUAAACAGCAUUGCUAUUUACUUCACAGGCAUAAUGUUAAAUAUAUAGGGGAUCAUUUACUAUGCUGAAAUAUGCCUAAAUUAAGCGCAUUUCAGGCGCAGAUAGUGGCACAACUAACCAUUGUGCCGCUAUCUGCGACUUCGCCCCACUCACGCCAGGUCUACAAUUGUGGGUGUGGCAAGGGUGAGGGAAACGGACUGGCAGGCCCAUCUCAUUCAUCAUUUUCUAUGCCUGUUUUAGGCGUAGAAAAUGGUCUAAAUGUAAGACCGCAUGGAAGCUGUCUUACAUUUAGGACUGUCGCUGGAUGCGCCAAAUUUAUGGAGUAGGAAGAGGGUUUGGCACUCCACUUGAAUAUUGUAGUGUGGUGCUCAGUGAUGGGGCGAAGCCCACUUUUAGUCGAAUCCUAGCAAAUCAUGUAUUCUGGUACUUCUAAACUUAUGGAGAGGCCUGUGCUUCUUUAUAUGUAUUUUCAGUGGAUCUACUGCCAGUUUAGAGCUUUAUUAAGACCGGUGUCUAAAACGUUGUUCUUAAUAAAUUUGCCCCAUAGUAUUAUACUUUACUAGCUUUUUAGACACUUUCCUGUUCUUUUUUAUAGUAAAAAGAAAGACUGGAAGGUCAAAGUAAUUUUUUUUUCAUAAAUCUUAAAGUAAAGGGACUAUUUGCAAGUCUCUACUAGAAAUAUGACUCUGAGAUGCUCUGCAGGGCAGGCAGCAAAUUUACCACUACACUAUAGACUGCAUUUUUACAAGGGCAUGAUUAUUUAAUGUCUAAAAAGCACUGUUAACCGAUUUGGUAUUGCUGAGCCUGUUAUUUUACUAAGGGCUUAUGCACAUGGCCGUCGGAUUGCGGGCCCGUUCACUUCAAUGAGUCUGCAAUCACGGAGAUGUGGAACGGAGGCAUGGAUCAGAACCCCAGGGAAGCACUACUGAGUGCUUCCGUGGUGUUUCUGCCCGUGCCUCCGCUCCGCAAAAAUGUAGUGCAUCGCGGACCCCAGUCAAGUGAAUAGGUCCGCGAUCCGUAUGCGUCUGCCCCAUGUUCAUGUAAUUUGUGGUCUGCAGCACAGGCCCGGCCAGUUAACGACCAUGGGCCUGAGCCCUAACCCAGAGAACAAAGUUAUUAUGUCACUUAUACUGCAAUGUGAAUGUUCAAAAAAUGUAAAAAUUUACAUAACUGAUGUGUGUGCUGCACCUGCAGUUCUAUUGUUUUGGCCCUGUCGAUCAGUGCCAUGCCUUGCUUACCUGCACAUUAGACUUGAUUGCUGAAAGGGUUUAUUGCUUGCAUUGACCCCACCAGCCAGCAUUAUGACCGUGCCUAACAGUUUGCUGACCUCUCCUACUUGGCUUGACCAUUCCUUCAGUUUGGCUAUGCCUACAACAUGGAGCCACUUCUACUCUUUUUUCCAGAGCCACUUUGAGUUCCCAAUUUGCCCCUGUAUAUGGUAUUGCAUUAUUUAAAUAUUUUUAUAAUUUUAUGUGAUUUUUGCCUUGACUAAAUGGAUUGACAUGGAAUGUGCUGUUUUAAAAUAUGAAAUGUUUCACCUCAGAAGCAUAGAAGAUUGCAGAAUGUCUGUUAUGUCUGGUUUGAGAAAUAUGCUCAUAUGAGGGUAGGACCUCUCCAACUAGAAAAGUGUCUGUGACAUUUAGGCUAGGGCUACACAGUGACACAUGUCGUGUGACUACUUGUCGCCAAAAAUUCAAAUAUUUUUUAUAAUUAUCUUUAUAAAUAUAGUCAAUGGUGUUGUACUGCAACAUGCUACGACUGUGACCCAAUAAGUUGGAUUUUUGAGCGACUGUCUUGUCGCCGUGUAGCCCAAGCCUUAGGGUUGGACAUAAAGUUAGUAGAUUGGUGGGGUUCACUGUGUAUAAACCCAGGGCAUCCCGUAGUAGUAGCAGCACAUGAAUCCUGAACACAGGGAGCAGAUAAUCUAAUAAAACUGAGGCCUACUGGAUGACCCUGGGAGCAGAAGAAAACCUAAAGGAGAACUCAGUAUAGGAAAAAUACUAGCUGCUGCCGACUGAGGAGCAUACAAGAGUCCAGGGUAUCCUCUACCAAGGAGAACAUGGGCAGAGAAUAGAAAGGAGUUUGAAGACCGGCUUUAUAUAUGAUGUGAACUGUUGCUGUUGGCCUAAAAUAUAUAAAUCUCUGUACCUGUACAAAAGAUUGUAAUCUCUGUCUGCAUUCAAGUGUAUUAAACCUGUAUUUAAAGAAACAUUUGCCAAGUAAAUGUCAACUGUUAGCUAAAACUA
Bufo gargarizans (Asiatic toad) is the source of this 5848-nucleotide messenger RNA. Its product is annotated as protein-glutamine gamma-glutamyltransferase E-like. The coding region runs from base 12 to 2213 and encodes 733 amino acids. NCBI's taxonomy places the organism in Eukaryota, Metazoa, Chordata, Amphibia, Anura, Bufonidae. Gene Ontology annotation, biological process: peptide cross-linking. The record is from RefSeq and is a predicted model, not a curated record. The transcript is spliced from 14 exons. Gene Ontology annotation, molecular function: protein-glutamine gamma-glutamyltransferase activity.